AUGGGCGAUUCGAAUACAUAUGGACAUGAAGAGGGAGUUCCAGUCGGUCCUCGGCCGCCGACGCCGUACAAAUUCUCUCAAGAUGAACUUCGGGUCCUUCAGGAAUGUAAUACGGAAAGCUUCCUACAACGGUCUUUACCGCUGGGAACCGCGUUUGGUCUUAGCGCGUUAUUCGGCGUUCAAAAAGGUCAUUUGAAGCCAAACCCGCGUUUUGGAGCAAUACCCAAAGUGACUCUGGCAGUUAUAGUGGGCUACUUCUUAGGCAAGUUGUCAUAUCAACAAGCAUGUGCGGAGAAACUCAUGGCUUUACCUAACAGCUAUAUAGGACAGCUGUUGAAGGAAAAGAAGGAAGGAAGAACAGGAUUUCCCCCAAAGCGUACACCAACUAUGUUUGGAGUGACUUCAGACGAUGUCUACUCAGAUGCAGGGCCCGGGAGCUCUCUUGAUUUAGAUACUGACCGUCCACUGUUUAACGACGACUCAUUCAGGCCAGGAAGCGAUGGACCAGCACAUCAAUCGCCAGACGCAGUUACUCAACGGCCUAUCCUUUCGUAUGAGGAAUUGCGUAGGAAGAACCGUGGAGAGUACAACGAUGCACGUCAGGAUCCAUACAAAAUUGAUCCGAUUCCAGUACCACCGGUGACUAGAGCGAAGCCACAACAAAAACCCACAAACCAGUAUGGAGAUGUUAUGGAA
Molecule: messenger RNA, 696 nt
Organism: Brenthis ino (lesser marbled fritillary)
Lineage: Eukaryota; Metazoa; Arthropoda; Insecta; Lepidoptera; Nymphalidae
Source: the annotation of a GenBank genome assembly